AUGAUAGUGAAGUAGAGAAAAGGAGUGCCUCACCACUUACCCCCAUUGAGUUCUGACUCUCUCUGAGGCAAUAUAUCAAACACCUACCCGACCGGUUCAUUUGUCGGCAUAUCUGACCAAAUCCCAGUCACUGCGCCAAAUCUCACUUGAACAUGCAAAGCAUUAAGAAAUCUAUCUUGACUCGUGUGAAUUUGAGGAGGUCAACCGAAAGAUGGUUGUUGGCUGGGGAUGAGAGUGUGCAUGCACAAUUGAGAUGCUGGUGCUCUUCAAAAGCUGCCAGUUCUGAUCUAAUACUGGACCAAGUAAUUGCACUGGCCAAGAAGUACGAUAAAAUCGAUGCCUCAAAGGUUACUGACACAGCUGAUUUUCAAAAAGACUUGAACCUUGAUAGCUUGGAUCGGGUGGAACUGAUUAUGGCCCUUGAAGAAGAAUUUUCAGUUGACAUCCCUGAUGAGAAGGCAGAUAAGCUUACUUGUUGUGCUGAUGUUGCAAAAUACCUAGCCUCUGAAACUGAUCAGAAAGAUGUGCAAAAGUCCUGAAUUCUAGAUGUUACUUUUAGUAUCUGGCAUCCAAGUUUAUGUGACUGUGCUUCACGGAUCUCUGUUUAAUCAGCUUAGCUGCAAAUACGCAUGUAAGGUGAUCUAUUGUUUGCUUCAUUCAGGUAAUUAUUGGUGGAAUCAUUCUGUGGUGAAUUUUGUAUGAGGCAAUGUUUUGGUUUCUAGAAUAUAAAAUUGAUCAAGCCCAAAUUCUUAAAUACAUUCAUUAACAUCUCAGUUGUAUGAUAAUAGUCAUUGAACGCUUCUGGGAUCAACCUUAGCUUUCUAGAUGACCAAAUUCUAGCGGUAUUUAUACAGAACACAUCUGUGUCACUCACUCCCGCAGUUUCACCUACAUCUUUUACAGACUGUUCAUAGUUCUGUAUUUUUUGUAGGGAAAUGUUUAAGACCCAUACAACUCAAUGCUGUGACUAAAAGAACCAUCCAAAUUAGCCACAAUUCUCUUUAUAAAAGUAAUUAUGAAAUCCUAUGGCCUAUGUAUGUGGUGUAUAAUAAUCUCUUAUUCCCCGCUCCCUUGUUGCCUCAGACAUUGAAUGCGGGAACCUUAUGUUUCCAGCAUUGUAAGUGCGGAUGCCAUUCCCAGAGAACAGCAACUUGAGUCCCUUGUGUCUUUUGACAUGCGCUGGCCAGCAUGGUGAUCCUUUGGGAAUUCGAAGAAUUUUCACUCUGCAUAUGUUUUCCAAGUUGGAAAUAGCAUGAAGGUGGGAAGGGAGUUCGAUGAUGAAAUCUCCAAACUCAUCAGUAACUCCUCUUGCUACCAUUGAUUUACUUUUUCUUUUUCUUUUGGUAGCAUGACUUUUGCAGUUGACAGAAGCCAAAACUCCUGUAUGAAUAUUGAAAUUAAUCAAAUUUGUAAGCAAAGGAAAUUUCAUGAAUUUUGGAAAUUCAAGACGAAAACAUUGCUGCAACUGGUGUCAUGUUUCAAGAACUGCAAUCAGAUAUUCAGCUUUUGCUUGCUUUUUUAAUAGUGUAACUAGAGUCUUGGUGGAAGCUAUUAUACCUCAGCUGCUAUGCUGGGGACCUUCCUUGGUUGUCAACUUAAAUGUUAUGAGUGCAUGUGUUUUAC
Messenger RNA from Abrus precatorius (Indian licorice), 1623 nucleotides. RefSeq names its product acyl carrier protein 3, mitochondrial. Gene Ontology annotation, molecular function: acyl binding; acyl carrier activity. Gene Ontology annotation, cellular component: mitochondrion. The record is from RefSeq and is a predicted model, not a curated record. Gene Ontology annotation, biological process: fatty acid biosynthetic process. The coding region runs from base 153 to 539 and encodes 128 amino acids. The transcript has 3 exons. NCBI's taxonomy places the organism in Eukaryota, Viridiplantae, Streptophyta, Magnoliopsida, Fabales, Fabaceae.